ACUCCCGCUUCAGCGAAAACCCCCAAAUUAUAUUCAUUCAUCAAAAUGUUGGCCAGAUCAUUUGCUAGACAAUCCGUCAGAUCCCUCUCUACCACAAGAGUGGUUUUAUCUUCUAAUGAAGGUGCCACUGCUGCUGGAAAAGAUGCCUUCUCUGACAGAGAAAGAGCCCAAGAAACCGCCUAUGUUAAGAAACAUGAAGCUGAACAAUUGAAGGCCUUGAAGGAACAAUUGGCUAAGCAAAAGGAAACCAUCGACCAGUUGGCACAAGAAAUCAAAUCUUUGAAGAAAUAAACGCAUAUGUAGCUAAUGUUAAUAUAUACAUGGAUUCAUAUUGGACAAUUUGUCCAAGUUGAUCGUAGAAGGUCCUUUUUCCAGGAGUUAAUUGUGUUGUCAUUAACACAUCAUAGAUAUUUUAAGUACUCGUAAAACCAUAUUUGACAUCAUCGAAACAUGAUUCCGUUACUGGUUUGUGUUCUAGAUGAUUUCAUGCACCUAUAAUCUUUUACUCCAGCUUUUAGACUCUCCUUUGUAUGAUCAAGAAUUU
This is a messenger RNA of Yamadazyma tenuis ATCC 10573, 544 nucleotides long. The record is from RefSeq and is a predicted model, not a curated record. NCBI's taxonomy places the organism in Eukaryota, Fungi, Ascomycota, Pichiomycetes, Serinales, Debaryomycetaceae.